AUGGAUGAAUUCAACUCCUCCGAUAUCGAAUUUGAUGCACCUGUAAAGAAAUCGAGGCGCAUAUUAGGACAACGAAGUAUCCAGCAGAUGAUAGAUAAGGCGCCAGAUCUUCGGAUUCAAAGCAAGAAAACAGCGAAGCAAUUGUCAUUUGGAACUGGUCGACAGGAGACAAAGGAUGCACAACUGUUGACCAUUGAAAGAUUCAAAACUUUUCGCACCGAUGCCUUGCGACAUGCCAAUUUCAAAGAUUCCUUUUCCGGCGAUGAUGCUAUUCGAUUCUUGGAUUCGAUCAUUGGCAUAAUCAUUCCAAGUCGUCGCAAUAAACCAGCCCCUAACGCCUCGACAGCUAUAUCGAUGAUUAGGAGCCUUUCCCUGUAUUCCAUUUUCACUUACAACCAUCGCUUUACCCCACAAGAGUCUGCUAGAAUCAACACUUGGUUCGAUGAUGCAAAAAGGGCAGGAAGACUGACUGUGGGAAAUUGGAGCGAACGCAUCAAGGUUGGUGUAUCGACGCUGUCGUAUAUGGUCAAGACAUGGUUUAAGUACUAUAUCCAGAAUGGAACCAUUUCUUGGGAUAUUGUAUUAUACAAAGCCAUGAGUGUGGUUAUAGUGGGCGCACUUGCAUGUCGAGUCGGCGAUGUCGCGAGGUCGAGUUUAUCUUAUGCCAUGGAGUAUAUUCGAUAUCGAGAUAUCGAAAUUGCCAUCUCAUCAGCUACCUUGGAACCCGUUCAGUGGAGGGACUUGGAAGCAAAAUUUACGCUUAGAUUCACCAAAUUUAAGAGGGAUACACCGCGAGAAAAUGAUAUAAUAUAUCUUGCUCCUCUCGAUAAUGAGGAAGUCAAUCACAUAUGCCCGUUAGCUUUGCUGAUUUCACAUUGUCUACGACAUGGAUUGGUACAGCCUGUGGGAGCAAAAAGUCUACAAGAUGUGUUGGAUUAUGCAGUUUCGUCGGGAACACGUACAAUUCAAUGGGUUUAUCCCGACUAUCCAGUGAUGGUUUCUUUAGCACAUUCCAGAUUGCUACUAACUAUCACAGCAUCGGGAUUACAACUAUCCAAAACUAUUAAGCUGAUGGGGAUCAUGUCUGGGGUUGUUGGAAAUCUGACUGGUCACUGUUUGCGAUCAGGCGCUGCCAGGGACAUAUCUCAUCUACCUACCACCGUGUUUGACGGUGUCGGGUUGACUACACCAGCAGUAGCAGCAGUUUUGAAUCACUCGGAAGCAACCUUUUCUAAGGGGACAUCAAGACAUUACGCUGGUGAAAUGUCAGCCCUUGUGUAUAAUGAACGCAUAAAGGUGAUGCCAACUCCAAGGGGAGCACCUAAGAUCACAAGUGAACCAGUAUUUGAUAUCUAUCGAGCACCUGUAUCUCUUGAAGAAAUUCAAAUAUGGCAAAAAGACAAUCAAUCAAUCGAUUCUAAUCCAUUAUCUUUCAAUUCUAUACGCAAGGCACGGAAAGCGAUCAGAGAUGCACGCUUGAAGAAUGUAUGGGAAGAAAGCAAAACCUUUACUACUGCCGCCACCGAGACAUCUGAGAUUGUGCUCGAGGACCUAUCCACCAACACAAAGGCGCUUCCUCGAAAGGAUGCUUUGAGAAGUAUACCAGUUUCAGAUGCCGUUUCUCCACCAGUGAAUCACAAUGAUCUAGCCUGGCAUUCCAAUAUUGAUCCUCGGCUAUUAUCCGAUAUACAAAAUCCUCAAUCAUUAUGUGUCGCUGAAGAUGAAGGCUAUGUAACAGGCUCGGCGUUUGACAUAGAUGAAGAUGUUUUAGGUCAGGUUGAAGUAGCAAGCUCGGAAUUAAAUGCGCUUCACACUAUCAUCGCUCCUAUGAGAAUGGAUGAUGGACAAUCGGCUGAUGUAAACGACAAGGUCGAUUACGUUGAUGGUAAUGAUGAUGAUAAUCUCGUUGUUGAUCAAGAGGAAUUGCUUGGGUUAUUGGGGGAGGCUGAGGAAAAGCGAGGAGAUUCCAGCUCGAUCCACGGUUUUGUCGACAAGUGGACCAGAAUCAAUGCAGUCAACAACAAACGUUUUGCUGAAGCUUGGCCGCGGUAUUCAGACGAGAAUGUAACUUUCGAAGAAUCCAUCGAGCCAUUUUGUGCUACGGGAAAUACCAGAGACUUUCCAACGCCUUUCCUCUUCACAUGCACCACUAGUGGUUGUAAUUAUUCGACCAUCAGAAAAUUCAACCUAUCAAAGCACUCCGAGACAUGUACUGAAGAGAGUGUGAGAGCCAGUCAGGCGGUCAUACAUCCCUUCUCUUGCGAUCGAGUUGGCUGUGCGGCAGUCUUCACAACAAAACACAAUCUACAAAAUCACAUCUACCAUGUGCAUUCCGACAGAGGCAAACCUUGCGCCAAUUCAGAACAAUGGGGAUGUGAUCCCAACACACUAUACACUCCCAAAGAGCUGGCGGCCCAUCGCAAUACGCAUGGAUUUCCAUGCAGCUGCGCUUUUCCUGGAUGCAAGCUCAAAACCCAAUUCUCUUCGAAGAAUGGAUACAGGGCUCACCUGAAGAAGGCCCACAAAAUUUCUUCGGCAGGUUAUAUGCCAUCACCGAUUGCCAAACCGAAAGCAGGCGGACAGAACAAGAGGAAGCGACCUGGUGUGGAGGAGAAAAGUUCGGAUUCUUGA
This is a messenger RNA of Botrytis fragariae, 2631 nucleotides long. Its product is annotated as putative zinc finger x-linked protein. Lineage: Eukaryota; Fungi; Ascomycota; Leotiomycetes; Helotiales; Sclerotiniaceae. The record is from RefSeq and is a predicted model, not a curated record. The transcript has 2 exons. The coding region runs from base 1 to 2631 and encodes 876 amino acids.